AUGCUACGGAAGAUAUCAACUCAAAACUGGGCCAUAGUUGCAGGACCAGUCCUAGUUGAUACUACAGAAUACUAUCUACGUACAAAAGUUGGGAUGGUAACAACACAUGAAAUCAUUAAAAUUUAUGGCCAAAGUGAAAUUAACAAUGAGCGAAUACUGGCCACACUAAUUCCGGUUUCGAAAAACUCACGAGGACAAAAAGAUUUGGAACUUAUACCAAAGACAACAUCAGUUGCUGAUAUCGGUGAUGGAUUUGUUCAAAUUCGUAUUUGUCGCCUUUUCAAGACACCUGAUUCAAAAGCAUACUCAUUACGUGAAGAACUUGAACUGAGAUGUGCGAAUGCAAAAAGCAAAGCUAAUAAGGUUACGAAUUUUCUCGUCAAUUUACAAAAAAUGAAUUGUGGUCUCAAAGUAAACAAUACAAUGAAUUUGUAA
Molecule: messenger RNA, 435 nt
Organism: Loa loa (African eye worm)
Lineage: Eukaryota; Metazoa; Nematoda; Chromadorea; Rhabditida; Onchocercidae
Exons: 3
Coding region: 1-435 (144 amino acids)
Source: RefSeq, a predicted model, not a curated record